AUGGCACACCAUGUGUCAUCGCAGCUCAGCAGGCAGCUCCUGCGAGCAGCAGCAAGACAGCCCACCUCGACCUGGUCAUGCACUGCGCGCUGCUCUCUCGCGCACCAACGUCAACGCCAAGCAGCAUCAGCCUCAGCAUCUUCAGUUCGUUGCUUCAUGACAACACCCGCAACUCACUCGAAACUUCCCCAAGACUCGUCGCAGACCUCCUCAAACUCAUCACAACGGCCAGAGGGCUCUGCGCGAUCAUCACCCAAAAGUUCCAAUCCCAAUCCCAAACACAGGCGCACAGCGCUGCUCGCGGCUAGCAGCGGCGUUCUCGCCUUGGCGCUGGCCUUUGUCGAGCCUGUGCCCUCGCAGCAAAACACAGAGCCUCGCCAACAACAUGAAGCGUCAGUCAAGGAACCCCAAGAGCCGUCACAGACGCCUGCAGAACCAGAGGACCAGAAGAAUACCGACACCGGACUGCCAUUCUUCCGACUCGCAGAGGUCAAGGAGCAUGGCCCCAAGUCGGAACGACCAUGGGUCACCUACAAGGGCAAGAUCUACGAUAUCACCGACUGGAUCCCGGCGCAUCCUGGAGGUGAGGUCAUCCUACGCGCUGCUGGAUCAGACAUUGAGCCAUACUGGAACAUUUUUGCCAUCCACAAAUCCCAGUACGUCCUCGACAUCCUGGAGUCCUACUGCAUCGGCCACGUCCACCCAGACGACCUCGCCAACGGCCAGGCCAGCGUGGAGGACCCGUUCCUGACAGACCCCGAACGCGACGCCCGUCUGCGCUUCCUCACGCAGAAGCCCUGCAACGCAGAGACGCCCGCCGACGAGCUGGCCGACUCCUUCUUCACGCCCAACGACACCUUCUAUGUCCGCAACCACAUGUGGGUGCCCGUCAUCGACAACGCCCCCGACUAUGAGAUCUCCGUCGAGCUGCCCGAUGGCGAGGUCAAGAAGUACACCAUUGCCGAGCUGCAGACCCGGUUCAAGCAGCACGCCGUCACCGCCGUGCUGCAGUGCUCCGGCAACCGGCGGCGCGACAUGACCGAGCACGCCAAGAAGACCAACGGCCUGCAGUGGUCUGUCGGCGCCAUCUCCUGCGCCAAGUGGGAGGGCGUGCUGCUGCGCGACGUGCUGCGCGACGCGGGCGUGUCCUUUGAGCCCGACCCGGACAUCCAGCACGUCCAGUUCUCCGGCGACGAGGCCUACGGCGCCAGCAUCCCCAUCGAGUCCGCCAUCGACCCCCGCGGUGACGUCCUCCUCGCCUUCCGGAUGAACGACCAGCCCCUGCCCCGCGACCACGGCUUCCCCGUCCGCGUCAUCGUCCCCGGCCACGUCGCCGCCCGCUGCGUCAAGUGGCUCAAGAAGAUUGUCAUCAGCGACGAGGAGUCCCAGACGAGCUGGCAGCGCCGCGACUACAAGUGUUUCGGCCCCAACGAGACCAAGCAGGACUGGGACAAGUACAAGUCCAUCCAGAAGAUGCCCAUCACCAGCGCCAUCACCCGCACCAAGAUGCGCCAGCCCGAGCAGGGCGAGCCCAUGGUCUCCCUCGAGGGCUACGCCUACUCGGGCGGCGGCCGCGAGAUCCAGCGCGUCGACGUCAGCCUCGACGGCGGCCACACCUGGGACCAGGCCCGCCUGCUGCAGGACGACAUGAAGCUCGAGCAGGGCCACCAGGCUUGGUGCUGGAAGCGCUGGCGCUACGAGGGCCACCUGCCCGCCGAGAAGGAGGUGGCCGACGCCGAGAAGCACAACAAGGAGCGCAAAGCCACAUUUGUGGUCAAGGCCACGGAUGAUGCGUACAAUACCCAGCCCCAGACGUACGAGAGCAUCUACAACCUGCGCGGCAACCUCGCCACGGCCUGGCACAGGGUCGAUUACGAGGUCAAGGACGAGGGGAAGCAUAGCAAGGCCGUGGUGAAGACCAAGACGGCAUGA
This is a messenger RNA of Emericellopsis atlantica, 1932 nucleotides long. Its product is annotated as Oxidoreductase, molybdopterin-binding domain-containing protein. The record is from RefSeq and is a predicted model, not a curated record. Gene Ontology annotation, molecular function: molybdenum ion binding; oxidoreductase activity. Lineage: Eukaryota; Fungi; Ascomycota; Sordariomycetes; Hypocreales; Bionectriaceae. The coding region runs from base 1 to 1932 and encodes 643 amino acids. Gene Ontology annotation, cellular component: mitochondrion. The transcript has a single exon.